This is a messenger RNA of Aspergillus aculeatus ATCC 16872, 2785 nucleotides long. RefSeq names its product dynamin-related GTPase DNM1. Bases 168 to 2573 code for a protein of 801 amino acids. Gene Ontology annotation, molecular function: GTPase activity; GTP binding; microtubule binding. The transcript is spliced from 3 exons. Gene Ontology annotation, cellular component: microtubule; membrane; cytoplasm. NCBI's taxonomy places the organism in Eukaryota, Fungi, Ascomycota, Eurotiomycetes, Eurotiales, Aspergillaceae. Gene Ontology annotation, biological process: mitochondrial fission; peroxisome fission. The record is from RefSeq and is a predicted model, not a curated record.
CAUAGCAUUUUCGCACAUCGCAACAGGUUCGAUAUCCUCGGUUCAAACAAGAAUUCCUCUAAUCAUCCGAUAUUUAUGUUGUUAGACCCCUUCAAAUCUUUCAGCGGAUUCUCCUCAAACCCAAGCAUCUCGAAGAGCAGUGUUUGCUUUCAUCACUGCAUUGAAGCAUGGCAGCCCUCAGUGAGGACUUACUUAUCACCGUCAACAAGCUACAGGAUCUUGUCUUCAACACCAUUGGAAAUGACUCCCUUGAUCUACCCCAGAUUGUCGUUGUCGGUUCUCAAUCUUCCGGAAAGUCAUCUGUUCUUGAAAACAUCGUUGGCAGAGAUUUUCUGCCGAGAGGAAGCGGUAUAGUGACAAGAAGACCCUUGAUUCUUCAACUCAUAAAUAUACCUAGCGAACGGCACGAUAGACCUGAAGGUGACGAAGUUCACAUACCUCACACUGCUGCAAGCGUUGCGGGACAAAAUGAGUGGGCAGAAUUCCACCAUCUUCCCGGCCGCAAAUUCGAUGACUUUGCUCUCGUGAAGCAGGAAAUCGAAGCCGAGACAGCAAGGAUAGCCGGGAGCAACAAGGGCAUAAAUAGACAGCCCAUAAAUCUCAAGAUUUUCUCACCACAUGUCCUCAAUCUCACCAUGGUUGACUUGCCGGGAUUGACGAAGGUACCAAUUGGAGAUCAACCGUCGGAUAUUGAAAAGCAAACACGGGCAUUGAUUCUGGAAUACAUAGCCAAGCCUAACAGCAUCAUUCUGGCAGUAUCCCCUGCCAAUGUCGACCUUGUGAACUCUGAAGCCUUAAAGCUUGCGCGACAGGUUGAUCCCAUGGGUCGAAGGACGAUCGGUGUCUUGACGAAGCUGGACCUCAUGGAUCAUGGCACUAAUGCCAUGGACAUCCUCUCUGGCCGCGUCUAUCCACUGAAACUGGGCUUUAUCGGCGUCGUCAAUCGCUCUCAACAAGAUAUUCAAUCUGGGAAAUCAUUGUCUGACGCACUGCAGGCUGAGCUGGACUUUUUCAGACACCAUCCUGCUUAUCGCAACAUGGCAAACCGAUGCGGCACUCAAUUCUUAGCAAAGACCUUGAACACGACUCUUAUGUCCCACAUCCGCGAUCGGCUUCCUGAUAUCAAAGCACGCCUUAACACUCUCAUGGGACAAACACAACAAGAGCUUGCAAGCUAUGGCAACAAGCAGUUCAGCGGCAAGGAACAUCGCGGCUCGUUGAUAUUGCAAUUGAUGACGCGCUUUGCAUCGUCGUUCAUAUCUUCGAUCGACGGAACCUCCUCCGAGAUCUCUACCAAGGAACUCUGCGGUGGCGCUAGAAUAUACUAUAUAUUCAACUCUGUUUUCGGCAAUUCCCUUGAAACGAUAGAUCCCACUCAUAACCUGACUGUCUCUGAUAUCAGGACGGCCAUCCGAAAUUCAACUGGCCCUCGCCCGAGUCUAUUUGUCCCGGAACUUGCCUUCGAUUUGCUUGUAAAACCUCAGAUCAAGAUGCUGGAAGCUCCUAGUCAGAGGUGCGUCGAACUCGUUUAUGAAGAGCUUAUCAAGAUUUGCCAUACAUGUGGUUCACAGGAGCUGCUGCGUUUUCCGCGUUUGCAAGCAAAAUUGAUUGAAGUUGUAUCCGAUCUGCUUCGUGAACGUUUGGGCCCUUGCUCAGGAUACGUGGAGUCCCUUAUAUCAAUCCAACGAGCCUACAUAAACACCAAUCAUCCCAACUUCCUUGGUGCAGCGGCAGCAAUGUCAUCCGUCAUUCAAAACAAACAAGAGCAGGAAAGGAAAGCAGCUCUGGCCGAGGAUAGAAGAAAAAGGGAAAAGCGCCGGCUCAAGGAACUUGGGGGGCUGAAUGGCAACAACGCUGCUUCGUUGGAAGAUGACGAAGAUCCGCAAUCCGAAAUCAAACCACCGAACGUCUCUAGCAGAAGCCAAUCCGUGCGGGGUGCUAGAAGCAUGUCUCCUCACCUCGGCAAAGCCCAAGACGGUGGCAUCUCAGCUACACUGAAUGGAACGCAUUCGAACGCCUCGGCCACGUUUGGAGCAACGAACACUACCCGUGAUUCAUUCUUAAAUUACUUUUUUGGCAAGGACGGCGUGCACCCAGUCACCUCCCUACCGCAGGUAUCAAACACAAAUAGACAGAUUCCAAGCCCCCAUGAGGCCAGUGUCAGCCAUGGUUUGCGGCGGGCAGAUCUGCGGUCUCCGAUCAUGCCGCCCGACGAUCAUAUUACCACUGUGGAACAAUUCAGUGACGUCGGUAUUUCUCCAAAGGAUGAUUCCGAUUCCUCUUUGUCUGAACGUGAGAUUCUGGAAACAGAAUUGAUCCGCCGAUUGAUCUCUUCAUACUUUAACAUUGUCAGGGAAACGAUCGCGGACCAGGUGCCCAAGGCCAUCAUGCAUCUGCUGGUCAAUCACAGCAAAGAUGUUGUGCAGAAUAGGCUUGUUAGCGAGCUCUAUAAGGAAGAUCUGUUUGGGGAACUUCUAUACGAGGAUGAUGGAAUCAAAGCGGAGAGAGAAAAGUGUGAAAAACUUCUCGAUACAUACAAGGAGGCAGCGAAAAUUGUGGGUGAGGUCUUGUAGAACAUUUGAUCCAGCAAGGUCAGCCGCAGGCCAUUCAGAAGCAUUUGACGACAUUUCUUUUACGGUAUUCACUAUCUGAAAUCGCUAGCCAUUCUCUAGGAGAAAACAAUACCGUGGCACUGUUGUAUUGUAUACUAAGAAUGUUUUGCACUCACAAAGUCUAGUCAAGUCAGCCCUAACAGAAUAGACUCCUUAAUACUAUCAAAUUCAUU